Amphibalanus amphitrite is the source of this 2492-nucleotide messenger RNA. RefSeq lists its product as uncharacterized. The record is from RefSeq and is a predicted model, not a curated record. NCBI's taxonomy places the organism in Eukaryota, Metazoa, Arthropoda, Thecostraca, Balanomorpha, Balanidae. Gene Ontology annotation, molecular function: peptidase inhibitor activity. The transcript has 2 exons. The coding region runs from base 1247 to 2110 and encodes 287 amino acids. Gene Ontology annotation, cellular component: extracellular region.
CUUCUCGGGGCCGUCAGCCAUCCACCCGCGCCACCUCGCCCUCCGGUCUACGAGGCAAGACGCCAUGCGACUCGCGCUACUGAUCAUCAGCGCCGCCAUCGUCGCCGCGGCCACCGCCGGCUGUCCGUCCGAAGACUGGCAGCAGCUGUUCGACCUCUGCUACUGGAGGUCGCCCUUCACCAUGCCCUGGACGUCUGUGGCGACUGCGUGCGGAGCGCUGUUCCCGGGCGCCACCGCGGCGAUCAGGAUCGACUACACCAUCAACUCGUUCCUGGCUGACCGGGUGAUGGGCGGGGAGAUGGCGUGGAUCGGCCUCUGCUGCGAGGGAGAGUGCCCCACAGAUCAGGCAGGCGGAGUGGUUGGCUUCUCCUGGCUGGACGGAUCACCGUUGGAAUGGUCACUUUGGGAAAAGCAUAGCGCCAACCAUGGUGAGGGUAAUCGAUGCACCUACAUAAACUCGGAUCCCUAUGGCGGCCAGUGGAAUGCCCAAGUGUACGAUGAUCCUGCAUACCCAGUGCUGUGUCAGAUCAGUGCCACCUAACGACACACAAGAGAAACGCUUUCACCGCGACAGACGCAAAAGAAAUGGAAAGCGAUGACUCAUGAGCUGCUAGGCUGACGAGUUGAUAAAUGAUUGGGUUCUAAACUCUUACGAGUAGAUGGUAUCAUUUUUGGACUUCUUUGUAUCACUGGUUACGAUGAUUUAUUAAUAUAAUUCCCGCCAAAGUCAGACUCUGUUUUCAUCAUGCCUGGGGUCUUGCGCCACUAAUGCUCCGGUAUCUAAAAGCCUGAUUUAUCCAUUACGAACAUCGGUACUAUAAUAAACCGGAUACCUUUGGGACUAUUUAUUCAGACUGCCCACCGGGGGAGCGGUAAGUUUCGGUCUUUUUUAUCUUCGAAUCACUGAUUUUUCGCUUACUUGUUGUGCGUCGACAACAGGGCCAUGAUUAUCUUCAAAUCUCAAAUGGUAUUCAAUAGCUUCUUGAUAAAUAUUUCAGGUAGGUCAGUUUCAUUGAUCACCAUGGAAUGAUGAGUAUCUUCCCUAGAAAUUUUCUCUAUAUCGAGGCUAGACAGACCGACUAUCCUCUGCUGAGGGUCACGUCUUCCGCCAUCCGAAGGCGUGUCCUUCAUCACACGCGUGCCGCAGCCGUCCGCUCGGCCGGCUGGUCCGCCCCGGCCCCGGAGAGCACCGCCAUAAAGAGCGCGGAGCCGCCCGCCGGCCAGUAGUGGCAGACCAGUCGUCGCCAUGGCCGGGACUCUGCCGACGCGUCUGGUGGCGCGCGCUGCGCUGCUCGCUGUCCUCGCGAGCGCCGGCCGGGCGGUGACUCCGGGCGCAGCCGUGGAGGGGUCUGGUACUGGGCCGGCGGCCCCGGGCGUGGUCAUGGAGGGGUCCGGAACGGGGCCGGCGACACUGCUGGCAGCCGACGCCGGACCGACAGCCGCACAGACGUCAGAGCGGGCCGCCUGCCCGGCGGUGCGUUUCGCCUCCCUGCUGCAGUGCGCUGCGCGGGACCGGUGUCGAUCGGACUCGCACUGCCCCGCCGGUCUACUGUGCUGUCCGGGUGCGUGCGGCCGCCGCUGCCGGUGCCCGCGGGCAGUCUGCUCGCCGGACUGCGGCGCCGGAGAGCGGUGUAUCUGGCGGCGCCGGUGCACCGGCCGCCGCCUCUGCCGGCCGCGCGCAGUGUGCGUGCCGGAGCCGGCCACACCCGUCUGCCAGCCGCCGUGCGGUGCCGGGCUCGGCUGCCGCCGUCGGCCGUGGCCUCUGAGUGGAGGUGUCUGCGCACCGCUCGACCUCCGCGAGAUUCUGGAGGACGCCGUUCAGCACGACGAGCGCGACGACUGCUACGAAAACGACGACGAUGAGGAUGAUCUGUUCGACGACGAUCUGUUCGAGGCGUCCGUCCGUUACCGACCGCAGCAGGCCGCAGCGCCGACCGUCUCCAACAACAGGGUCUUCGCAGUGUUCGGGCGGAAACCUGUCGCGAGCUGGCCCGGUGUAAUAUUCCGAUACGACGACGACGACGAUGACGAUGACGAUGAUGAUGAUUAUGAUGACGACGAUGACCAUGCUGGAUUCGAUUAUGACGAUCUGUUCGAUUUUGAUAAAUAGGUUGGGUUUCAGCCACUAGGAAACCAACGCACAGCACGAGCCCAUCACAGGGAAAUGUGCCCAGAAUCGGCGACAUUACGCAGCAAAAGAAGCACCCACGCGAGCGCGCCUGUCACCAAAAUGUCACUGCAUUGUGUUACUCAGGGUUGCACUCAGGAAGACAUGCUCAGAGGCUAUCUCGGGGCUUCACUCAGGUACAGACAUAUGCAGAGGCUGUCUUGGGGUCGACCACGGGCGUGUUUCCACGGUGACACGUUACAGGUCACUAUCAGCUCUCGAUUUAUUUCUACAUUCCAGUAUUUAUUAUAUGUUGAAUAUGCGCUGACUUGUUGUAAUGUGUCCGUAUCUCACAGCAUCCGUCAUCAAUAAACCGUCUACUGAC